Messenger RNA from Rhododendron vialii, 1040 nucleotides. Its product is annotated as calvin cycle protein CP12-3, chloroplastic. Gene Ontology annotation, cellular component: chloroplast. Lineage: Eukaryota; Viridiplantae; Streptophyta; Magnoliopsida; Ericales; Ericaceae. The record is from RefSeq and is a predicted model, not a curated record. The coding region runs from base 101 to 574 and encodes 157 amino acids. Gene Ontology annotation, biological process: negative regulation of reductive pentose-phosphate cycle. The transcript has a single exon.
AAGGGUCGUGAAUACCGUCCCCGGCCAACUUUUAUCGUAGUAGGUAGUACUACUAGUUAUUUCGGUGUUUAGGAAAGUGAAGUCGUAGUCGUAGUGAUCUAUGGCGUCUUUCGUUGUAGCUUCUAUGGGGAGCACUAUUGCUCUAGUAAGUAAAUUCCCGAUGACUCAGUUCCCCCACGGGUGCCUUCGAUCCGGCGAUGGUGUAAUCAGGGAGAAACGAACUGGUUUGAUUGGCGUGGGAAAUAUUACUGGCAGAAAUAGGGGGAAGGUGGUGGUGAUAGCAAAAUUGGCAACAGGGGGAGGGGAAGGAGGGGGAGGGGUGGCGAAGUACGAAGGGACGCAGAAGAGGGAGAAACAGCUGACGGAGAUGAUAGAGGAGAAGGUGAAGGAGGCGAUUGAGGUUUGCUUGGGAGAUGAGAGAUCCGAUGAGUGCAAGGUUGCGUGGGACGAGGUGGAAGAGGUAAGCCAGGCCAAGGCCGAUCUCCGUCUCAAGCUUCUUCAGAAACAAGAUCCCCUCGAAUCCUUCUGUCAAGAUAACCCCGAAACCGACGAGUGCCGCAUCUAUGACGCUUAACCCCCCUCCCCAGUCCCCACCCCCCGUGUGUGCUAUCCACCCUCGUUGUUUGUCGCUUUGCUGGUUUGUUUGUGAUAUGUCUUUAUAUAAGCAGUUGACGUUAUGAUAUUCCAAGGGUUGGCUCCUUAGAAACAAAUGUGGUCUGUGUUUUGAUUGUUCUCUGUACUGUACGUGAAAUUCGUAAGGAUGAUCGAGAGGAUCCGUGGUGGUUUGUGAGUAUGGAUUGCACAGUGGAAGUACAAGCAAAGCUGGAUUUCCUACAUGAAAUUUGCACAAAAAAAUGUGAUAAUUUCUAUAGUCUAAUGAAUACGAGCAAAUAGUCGAGGUAUGGACUUGAGUCUCUUCCAUCUAUCCAGCUGUGAUUUUGCUUGUGUGUACUGUUUAAUGGAGUACUUUAGUCGUAAUAUUUUGGGAGUGAGUUUUUGGUGCUUUCCUUUUGAAGAGAAUUGGACUAAAAUUUUAUUGA